CCCUAGUCGCAGUCCAACGUUCACCAGUGUAACCCUUCCUCCUGAAGAGCGAGGUUUUAUAUUUCACAAGAGAAGUGUGAGACUCCAUUUCUAAACACUGGGCUCCAAAUGAGAAGGCUCAAAAAUAGUAUAAAAAGAUCUUUGCGUUUUUACCCUAGGACCCUUCUUGCCCUGAGAAGAUGCCGACAGCGAAGAAAACACUGACGUUCUUCUUCAGCUUCGUCAGCGGCCUGGGGGCGUUCGUCGUCCUUUGCUCUGUUCUGGCGACUCAGCAAUGGAUCCGCAGUACCAUCGCCAUCAGCGACUCUUCUUCGAAUGGUAGUGUGAUCAUCACCUACGGCCUCCUUCGUGGGAAGAGCAUUCAAGAACUGAAUCACGGACUUGCAGAAUCAGACAAAAAUUUCGAAGUUUUAGGGACACUGAACAAUUCUUCCGCGAAGACUCUGCACUCGGUGGUCCUCGUGUUCCUGGCCCUUGGCUUGUUCAGUUCGCUGCUGAGCGCCGGGUUCACCUUCUACAACAGCGUCAGCAACCCCUACCAGACGUUCCUGGGGCCGAUGGGGGUGUACACUUGGAGCGGGCUCAGCGCAUCCUUCACAUUCAUAACCAUGGUACUCUUUGUGGGGAACACACAGUCCAAUCAUCUCUCGGAAGAGCUGGCCCAGAGGCUGUACCCGCUCUAUCCAGCGUCCACUCAGCAAGGGACGUCCCACGCUUACGGAUACUCCUUCUGGCUCACCCUGCUGGUCAUCCUCCUAAACGCAGUCACCGCGGUCAUCGUCAUCUUCUACCAGAAGGCCAGAUACCGGCGGAAGCAGGAGCGGAGGAAGCCCAUGGAGUCUGCGCCGAGGGAUGGGAUUUUAUUCUGAAGUCCGUGUCCUCGUUGGGGGCUAGGUCUACUCUGUCAUUCGCCGGCUCUCAGAGCAGUAACUGGCUGUGUGGCCGUGUCCGACCGAGACUCAGUGACAGGUUCGCAUCUCAUAACACUGCGUUCUUCAUAAAUGAUGCACCCUUGACAGAGGACGCCUCCCGUGAGGGUG
Odocoileus virginianus texanus is the source of this 1040-nucleotide messenger RNA. RefSeq names its product clarin 3 (gene CLRN3). The record is from RefSeq and is a predicted model, not a curated record. NCBI's taxonomy places the organism in Eukaryota, Metazoa, Chordata, Mammalia, Artiodactyla, Cervidae.